UGCAAUAUCGCUAGCAGCGUAGAUACGAACGAACAGCGGUUCCUCUGGCUCUCGUCUCUUACACCGAAGGCGGCGAGGCGUGGCAGUGCCGCAGUGAGCGUCACCGGCCGCCGGCGGCGCGCUCUGCCGGAGACGGGUUCGUCUAAUCCUGGACGCGCGCGCGCGUUGAGGAACUGCAUCUCAACACAGCGGGGACUAACAGCUCCAACUGCCUCCUACGCCGCACGCUGCAACCCUCGGAGAUCACUCCGGCCUACCAGUUUCCCUGACGCUUCACCUCCCCAAAGAUUUUAUUUAAUCUCCACCACUUAUGACGACGAUGUUCGUGGCAAAGAAACGAGGGUCCGUUGGUGGGACCAAGGCGAGCCGCAAAAACGAUCGCAUCAGCGGACUUCCCGACGACAUCCUCGGCACCAUCAUCUCCCUCCUACCCACCAAGGAUGGUGCCCGCACACACAAGCAAUUGCUCGCAGAUGGCGUCCCCUCUGGCGCUCUGCGCCGCUCAACCUCCAUGUUGACUACAGCCUCUGCCAAGAUGGGUCCAAGCGCUGCUCCAUCGUCUCCAAGAUACUCUCCAACCACCUUGCCCCGACUCGUCGCUUCUACUUCAACGAUCUCAUCCGCCACGAAUGUGUCCACCUAUACAAAGAAGCUAAAAGGUACACCGAGGACCCCGCUGCUCACAUCGAGAGCUGGUUAUGCUCCGGAGCCCUCGUCAACCUUGAGGAGCUCGACAUCAGCUUCGGGAUCCUGAAAUGUACCCGUAAGACAUGCUUCCGCCCGUUGCCACCAUGCGUGCUCCGGCAAUGCGCAUCGACCGUCGUCGUGGCCAGAAUCGGCUUUUGCAGCAUUGGAAAGGAGAUGCCUCCUUGGCCGUGUUUCCCCUUCCUCAAGCAGCUCACCCUACGGUUCGUUUCCAUAUCCGAGGAUGUCUUCCUUGGGAUGCUCUCCAGCUGCCAUGCUUUGGAGUCACUUUACAUAUGUAAAUUUUAUGAUGUGGGUUGCCUGCGAGUUAGCUCGCCAAGUCUUAGGAGCUUGGGCAUUGGUCGUCUUUAUUUAGAGAAAGAAGAAGAAUUGAUUAUUGAGGACACCCCAUUCCUUGAAAGGCUUCUACUUUGUAGUCGGGAAGUUAAAGGUGUUAUCCGGAUAAUUAGGGCACCAAAACUGGAGAUAUUUGGCCCUUUGUGGUGCUGCAUCUCUAGAAUCGAAAUUGAAAGCUUAGUCUUCCAGGAACUGAUCCCGGCCAGCUUGAGCCAUUCAAUAUGUACUGUGAAAGUGUUAGCGCUUGAGUAUUCCGCCCCUUGUUUGAAUGUGGUUCUCGACGUCAUCAUGUGCUUCCCCUUCUUAGAAAAGCUCUACGUCACGUGGGACAAAUUCUUAAAGCCGGGGAUGAAAAGCGUGCGUCGAUAUGAUCCACUAAAUCCGAUCAGAUGCUUCCAGAGCCAUUUCAAAAUACUGGUGUUGAACAGUUACGCUGGUGGAGAGCAAGAUGUUGAUCUUGCCAGGUUCUUUAUCUUGAAUGCCAAAGUGCUAAAGGCCAUCACAUUUUUAGUCAAGGGGGUGAUUGACAAGGUAUGGGUGGAUGAUCACUGCAGGUUGCUAGAAGUGGAAACUAGAGCUUCUCGAGACGCGAAAAUCGAAUUUAGACGUGAGUCAGGGUACAGGGGCUUGAAUGCCCAUGACCUAUCGAUUGAUGAUCCAUUCAGCGUCAGUUAUGGCGUAUAUAGAGGCAAUAUUGUUUGAGAAUUUCAUAUGCAUGGUUUCUCGAUGGCCCCAUCUUGUUGUUGUUGAGUCUGCUGCAGAUGAGAAGUUGAUACAUGUUCCGCUGGAAGUUGGUCGUUUACCUGCAAUAUCAGUUUUCACAUGCCGGCUUUCAACAGCAGAACUAGCUUCCUGAUCGAACAUCUUCCUUCUAGUAAGAUGUAUUUCUUAAGAUGUGCUACAAGCCAAUGUUAAUAAGCAACUAGCAGCUUGUUUUGUUACUAACAUGCUAGAACCUUCUACCGUAGUUUUCUAAUUACUUUAAGAACUGAGAUAGCUAGAACCUUCACAUUGCUAUAUUCAGACGACCUACCUUUCCGAUAACACCACAGUAAGAAGAUCGGAGUGUCUUCUGUACAUACAGUCAAGUUCUGUGAAGGCUUUCUAGAAGCCAUUGUUGAUUAGAAACUAGAAGCUUGUUUUUAGAACAAACCUGCAAUGUACAUUUG
This is a messenger RNA of Lolium perenne, 2210 nucleotides long. Its product is annotated as putative F-box/FBD/LRR-repeat protein At1g66300. The record is from RefSeq and is a predicted model, not a curated record. Lineage: Eukaryota; Viridiplantae; Streptophyta; Magnoliopsida; Poales; Poaceae.